Molecule: messenger RNA, 1230 nt
Organism: Manihot esculenta (cassava)
Lineage: Eukaryota; Viridiplantae; Streptophyta; Magnoliopsida; Malpighiales; Euphorbiaceae
Product: probable histone chaperone ASF1A
Exons: 3
Coding region: 361-942 (193 amino acids)
Biological process (GO): DNA replication-dependent chromatin assembly
Cellular component (GO): nucleus
Molecular function (GO): histone binding
Source: RefSeq, a predicted model, not a curated record
CUUGAAAGCUCGUGAAUCCAAUUCAAUUGUGAAAUGCGAGUAGAGGUGUUGGCAGCAGCAGACCUUUUCCAAGUAAGCCCUAAGUCUGAAUUCUGAAAUUCCAUUCCCGCUCCCUCUUUUUCAUACCCAAUACCAAUCUCCCGCCAUUUGCAAUUCUCCAUGCCCUUUUACCUUCAAUUCCCUCAUUCCCCAUCACUUUCCCUCUGUUUUUUCUUUGCUUUUCUUCAAAUUCCUUCAUUUUCUAGGACUUCUAAUUCCCUUAAAUCACCUUUUACUUGCUUGUUUCCUUUCUUUCCUGGAUUCUUACGCCUUUAGAUGAGGCUUUUCGAAUCUAGGGUUUCAAUUUGAUCUCUAUUCGCAAUGAGCGCUGUCAAUAUCACCAACGUUACUGUACUAGAUAAUCCGGCUCCGUUUCUGUCCCCGUUUCAGUUCGAGAUCUCUUACGAGUGUCUGACGCCCCUUAAAGAUGAUUUGGAAUGGAAACUAAUCUACGUGGGGUCAGCUGAGGAUGAGACAUAUGAUCAACUUUUGGAGAGCGUUCUUGUUGGGCCUGUCAAUGUUGGAAACUAUAGAUUUGUUUUGCAGGCAGAUCCACCAGAUCCUUCAAAGAUUCGGGAAGAAGAUAUUAUUGGCGUGACAGUGCUUUUGUUGACCUGCUCCUAUCUGGGUCAAGAGUUUGUUAGAGUUGGAUACUAUGUUAACAAUGACUAUGAAGAUGAACAACUUAGAGAGGAACCUCCAUCAAAAGUGUUAAUUGAUAAGGUUCAAAGAAACAUUUUGUCUGACAAACCAAGGGUCACAAAGUUUCCCAUCAAUUUUUAUCCUGAGAACGCCCAAGCUGCUGAGCAACCUCCUGCACAUGAUCAAGCCGCUGAAACUGGUGGAAAUGAAGAACCUUUGCCACCUUCUCCCAAUCAAAGUUCAGAUAGGGAUGGACCUUAACUCUAAUGACCAUUUCACCAAUUGACGGCCUUCGAAGUUUCCCAUGCAAUUUUAUGUCAUGAUAAGUUAAGUGAUGCUUUUGAUAAAUGGCAUCUGGGGAACUAUUUAUUCAAAUUUGCCAAAUGUUUGUAGGAAGAAAUGUUGGUGAUAGAUACCCUGGUUCCAACAGGCUGUCUUUUCUUCUUGAACCACUGUAGCACUACGCUCAUACCUAUUGGAUUCCACAUGUUUGUGAUCAUAUGCAAAGAUACUCUCGAAAUUCAUUAUCUUGGUAUUUUGAUUUCUUAA